This is a messenger RNA of Sinocyclocheilus grahami, 976 nucleotides long. Its product is annotated as immunoglobulin-like domain-containing receptor 2. Gene Ontology annotation, cellular component: membrane. The record is from RefSeq and is a predicted model, not a curated record. The transcript has 6 exons. Bases 77 to 940 code for a protein of 287 amino acids. NCBI's taxonomy places the organism in Eukaryota, Metazoa, Chordata, Actinopteri, Cypriniformes, Cyprinidae. Gene Ontology annotation, biological process: pancreas development.
GACAGGGAUGAAGCGAAUAACAGUCCGGGAGAAGAUGGACUACAUACGUGUACACUAAACCGCACUAAACUGGAUCAUGGUUUUGUUACACGGAUUCUGGAUUCUAUACAUACUAUUUUCACUGCAAAGUUGUAAUGGUGUACAGGUGAUUGUGAAAGAUGAGAAGAAGUUUGAUAUGCUGUUCAGCUCCAUUGUUCUUCCGUGUCAUUACACCACCCACUCCUCUCAAACCGCCGUGGUGCAGUGGUGGUACAAGUCCUACUGUACAGACCGUACUCGGGAUUCCUUCACAUUUCCUGAGUCCCUGGGAGUCCAUGUAUCUGAUCUGGGAGCCACGUCUCAUCUGGACUGCUCUGACAACAGCCGCACAGUCCGCAUAGUGGCUUCAGCACAGGGAUCUUCCAUGACAUUAGCAGAGCACUACAAAGGAAGAGACAUCUCCAUCAUUAACAAAGCAGAUCUUCACAUUGGACAGCUGCAGUGGGGCGACAGCGGUGUGUAUUUCUGUAAGGUGAUCAUUUCUGAUGACCUGGAAGGGAAAAAUGAAGGCCAGGUGGAGCUACUGGUGCAGGGUAGGACAGGUGUGCUGGAUGACAUCCUGCCUGAGUUUGAUUUGGAGAUUAUGCCAGCUGGCAGCCUAUCAGAACUGAGCUCUCUGCAUGAUGGUGACAUAGACUUCAGGCAGACCUAUCGGCAGGUCCAGAGGAAGGCACUACCACCCAUCAGUGACCAAAUGGAAGAGCUGCGUAUCCGAACAGCAUCGAUUGGUGACGGGCUUCGACCCUCACAUUAUCAGAGCAAUCACUCUCUGGAUGAGCAUGACAACAGAUGGAACUGUCGUUCUGAACACCUGCCCCGCAAAGCCUUUGAUGCUAGGGGGCGCACAGGGUCACUAGAUGAGCUGGAAGAGUUUGCUAUUAGCUUCACAGUUCGCAUCUGACGAAUCUGCUGGAAAGGGAAGUAAAAUAGCUCACGU